AUGAGCAUCGGCGACGGGGAUAAGGUUCUAUUGGUGAUUCCCGAUCGAGAUUCCCCGUCGCCGCUGCGAAGUUCUGACGAAGCGAAGAUGAAGAAGAGGAAUAGGAAUAGGGCAUAUCAACCGCAACCCAGAGAUUUGUUGUUUGCUCCGAGGGACUGCGACCAAUCAAUUCAAAACGCCAGCGUGCCCACUACAACAUCCUGA
Linum trigynum is the source of this 204-nucleotide messenger RNA. NCBI's taxonomy places the organism in Eukaryota, Viridiplantae, Streptophyta, Magnoliopsida, Malpighiales, Linaceae. The record is from the annotation of a GenBank genome assembly.